AGCAGCUUUCACGGUCGAGGCCCAAGUGCUGGAGGGCGCUGACGUGAGGUGCUCACCUGUCCGACGACCAAAAACAUCUGACCUUUUGCCAACAGAAGAAGGAAUUUUGGUAGAGUUAUGUCGGUACGAAAGCAGGAGCACUUAGUGCUUUUUGAAUUUGAUGAUGAAGAAGAUGGUCUGAGUGUUUUGAAGAAGGCUCGGUCUGAAGAAAAGAGCCCAGUGUUUAACAAAGAUGAGAGGAAGUGCCCUCCUGCAGAAGUAGAUGAAGCUAUGGGAGAUGAAAUACACACUAUGUUGGAUAAAUUCGGAGAUGGGAUUAAUAAUUCUCUUCUUGAAAAGAGAAGAAGAAUGCAAAUGUACUCUGAAACUGUUUCCAAAAAGAGUAGCUACAAGAUGAAACAAGUUUGGGGAACCAAACAACAGCGAAUGCUGGAAGUUAACAAUAAGUAUUACCCGCAGUUUAUGGAUCUGUUUAAGCAGUGGGAUUUGGAGAAGCAGAAAUACAAGAAACAGCAAGAAAACCUAAUUAAUAUUUUCCACCAGCAGCAAGUGAUGCUAAGACAGUGCAAAAUUAAAAAGAACCAGAGAAUGAAACUAAUUAUACAGAUGGUUACACGAUACACACAGAUUUUGAAGAACAUUGAGAAUAAGAAUAAUAAUGUUCGAUCGACUGCUUCAUUUGAUGAACUUAAAAAAGAAAUAGCUGAGUAUCAAAAGAAAUACAGGAUGGAAACUGUCAACCCAAAGCACGGGGUAAAAGGAGUUCCUGCUGUUCGUCUGAAGUGA
Molecule: messenger RNA, 786 nt
Organism: Peromyscus eremicus (cactus mouse)
Lineage: Eukaryota; Metazoa; Chordata; Mammalia; Rodentia; Cricetidae
Product: synaptonemal complex protein 3-like
Exons: 9
Coding region: 118-786 (222 amino acids)
Biological process (GO): meiotic cell cycle; spermatid development
Cellular component (GO): synaptonemal complex
Source: RefSeq, a predicted model, not a curated record